AUGUCACAGCGGCGUUCAUCAUCUUCGUCGCCGCCGAAGCGCGAAAAGGAGGUCAUGGAGCCUCGGCCGAGUGCGAGCAUCCUGCUCUUCUCACCGACAAACCAGGUCCUCCUGCUGCACCGAGUGAAGACGUCAACAUCUUUCGCAUCGGCGCAUGUCUUCCCUGGCGGGAAUCUAGACCCGUUCCACGAUGGAGAGAUCCCGCCAAGUGAUGCCCGGGAACGGCACGAGGACGGCCACGCGUAUCGGUUAGGUGCCAUCCGUGAGUGCUUUGAGGAGACGGGUAUUCUCCUCGCCACCAGAAAAGGCUCCGACGACAGGUCAACUCUCGUCAACGUCCCCACGGCAGACAGAGAGAAGGCUCGCAAGCAGAUUCACGGCGGCAAGCUGCGAUUCAGCGAAUGGGUUGACAGCGUGGGCGGCGUCCCCGAUACUGCACGCCUCAUCCCCUUCACAAGGUGGGUGACGCCCACCAACGUGCCCAAACGCUUCACAACGCAAAUGUACAUUUACAUGCUCCCGCACUCGGCCUCAACCGGCGCCGACGCGGCCGAGAACGAAAUCAUCGUGCCGACCCCGGACGGCGGCGUAGAGCACACGGCCGCCAAGUUCGACGACGCGUGGACCUGGCUCUACCGCGCCGACAAGGGCGAGAUCAUCCUCUUCCCGCCGCAGUAUUACCUACUCUACCUGGUCUCGCAGUUCUGCAAGGUCGCCGCGCCGUCGCCUGCGCCCGGCAAGGGCCACGGCGACGCUUACUUUGCGUCGCAGAGGCGGGGCCUGGUUGAUUUUCUCCGGAGGGCGCCCACCGCUGUGUCUGAGGCCGGGCGGAAGCAGCCUUCGUCGGAUAUUCCGUGGGCGGAUAAGGUUAUGAGCCCGCAUAACUUGUUCAUUCGCGAGGGGGAUAAUCGUAUCGUGCUCGGGCUUGAUAAGCCUGGUCCCGAGCUCAAGGGGUCGGGCCGAGGAGGCGAUUGGGAGAGGGUUGUGUUGGUCAAGUUUACGAGGGACGGGCCGCGCAAGGUCGAGGUGAGGGGUCGCGAGGAGGUGUUGAGGGAGGAGAAGGAGGCGAAGAGGGCUAGGGAGGCGGAGGAGGGUGAUGGGAGACAUAAGCUUUGA
This is a messenger RNA of Colletotrichum phormii, 1116 nucleotides long. RefSeq names its product NUDIX domain-containing protein. The transcript has 3 exons. Gene Ontology annotation, molecular function: hydrolase activity, acting on acid anhydrides, in phosphorus-containing anhydrides. The record is from RefSeq and is a predicted model, not a curated record. Lineage: Eukaryota; Fungi; Ascomycota; Sordariomycetes; Glomerellales; Glomerellaceae. Gene Ontology annotation, cellular component: mitochondrion. The coding region runs from base 1 to 1116 and encodes 371 amino acids.